Canis lupus familiaris (dog) is the source of this 1519-nucleotide messenger RNA. RefSeq names its product chromosome 3 C15orf40 homolog (gene C3H15orf40). Gene Ontology annotation, cellular component: cytoplasm. The coding region runs from base 39 to 497 and encodes 152 amino acids. The transcript is spliced from 4 exons. The record is from RefSeq and is a predicted model, not a curated record. Lineage: Eukaryota; Metazoa; Chordata; Mammalia; Carnivora; Canidae.
CCGGCGCCGCUCCGCCGCCGCCCGGCUCCCCCGCGGGGAUGCUGCGGCUGGGCCGCGGGCUGAGGCGGCUCCUGUCGGCACGCGGGGCGCGAGCCUCCGCGGGGCUCCCCCUGGGCGCCGAGAUGCCCAAGAAGGCUGGUGCGACGAACAAGGGGAAGAGCCAGGAGCCAGAGAGACCACCUCCUUCCUUAGGCCCUGUGACGGUGGAUCCCAGAGGUAGUGUCACCAUAGCCAUCCGCGCCAAGCCAGGGUCCAAACAAAACGCUGUGACAGACGUGACAGCAGAAGCCGUGAGCGUGGCCAUCGCAGCUCCCCCAUCAGAAGGAGAGGCUAAUGCCGAGCUCUGUCGGUACCUUUCCAAGGUCCUGGAGCUCAGGAAGAGUGAUGUGGUUUUGGAUAAGGGUGGUAAAUCUCGUGAAAAAGUGGUGAAGCUAUUAGCAUCCACAACUGCUGAAGAGAUCUUGGAGAAAUUAAAGCAACAAGUCGAGAAGAAAUAAAAGCAAGUUAUGAGAAAUACAUUCUUGAGAAGCUUUUUAAAUUGCUAUUAGUGAAGAGGCUGUUAAGUAGGAAAAUAUAUUUCAGUGCAUGGAAGAAUAUGAAAAAAAAUUAAGAAUAGGACUCAAAAAAGAAGCAGGAAUUUUAAAAGUACUUCUGUUCAAUUCAGGUUCUAACAUCCCUGACCCCAGAGAGGUUGGAACAUUAGUCCAAUCUCAUCGCGCUACACAGGAACAGCUGGAAGGGAUCUUUAAGCCCCUUUCAUCCUGUGGUGGGGCUUCCAGAAGUUGAGAGACUUGUUCAGGAUCACAUCGUACAGGAUGGCAGCUAGAACCAAGACCCUUUGACUCCUGGCUGAAUGCAGUUUAUCCUGAUUGUAAAUGAAGAUUAUUUCCACAGCACUUCCAGUGUUCUGAGGAUUCCCUUCUCUAGAGUUUACAAGUGACAGAAGAAAACCCGUCACACUGUUUUGUGGUCUUACUUUAUAUUUUAAAAGGCUUAUCUAAAUACAAAAAUGCUUUUUUUGUCUUUUUAAAACUCUAUGGAGCAUUUUGUGAAAAAGUAAAUAGUAAUCAGGACUUAUAAUUUAAUGUUAAGUAUUUUGGGGAAGUCACUGAAUUUUCAUCCUCAUUGGAUUGUAACUUACAGUCUUCAAACUGGUAGUUCUUAUGAAUCUCCAAAGAUCCUUAAAAGAAGCAGGCCUGGAAGCUACUUUCAGUAUUUGUAAAGGCCUAUCAGAAAUCAUAUCUACAAAAAAAAAUUUUUUUAAAUCAUAUCUACAUUAAAGCUUCAGAAGCUAAUAAUAAAUACUUUGUUUUUAAAUAUCCAAUGCAAAUUAUAGUGACUUGGGCAGAUAAAUAAGUUCAUUAUCUUUGCUGAUCAGAAUCAAAGCUGAUGUGUGCUUUUGUCUAAGUAUGUGAGAAAAUGUACUGGUAGACAAAAUGUUUAAAAAUACAAAAUCUCAAAAAAAUAAAAAUACAAAAUCUCCAAGAAGGACCAAUAAUAAAAACUACUGAUGGUGAAA